UACAGAAUUACGUACAUCAAUUAAGGACUAACUAGACCGAUAUCUAUCUAUUUCUAUGCAGGGAGUAGAUCUAGAUGUAGUCAAGAAAGUAGGGUUGACUUUGAUUGAUUAGCUCGUCCCUCAACAUUAUCUAAGCCUAAAAGGCUUUUCAAAUAUAAUCGGCUGAUACAUAGGGAAGCUAGAACCUCCAAGAAAUCCUCACUAUGGCCUCUUGUAGUUUUUUUCCGAGAUCGGCGAGUGCUGCUCUGCUCAGACCAGCACUUCUGCUCUCGUCUGGCCGCGACUCUGGGGAUCAGCAAGAUGGCACACAAGCAUCAAGCGGUGGCGCGGGACUCGAAACGUCAGACUUCGCGAGGCUCAGUGGAAGGCGUGAUCAACUACAUGGAAGCAAUAUUCUUCCAGAAGUGGAGCAUGACGUUGCUUCGGUCUCAUUGAGGAACGACCACACAGGUGGUCGCGGCGAUGAAGGAACAAUAGCCAAUCGUCGUGAUUACCGUUGUAGAUAUAACGCGCCGGAAGGCAAAAAAACAAGGAUGCUUUCUUCUGUGUCUUCUUCAUCGAGGAGGAAGUUUCCAGCAGCAUUGCGACAGCGUCGGCUUUUCGACAGUCGACCCGUCUUCUGUCGCGAACUUGCGAUGGACCCUUCGGCAUCCGCGAGCUCGACGCGCAGUGUCGAGGCAUCGGGACAGAGCUUCCUCGGCUCCUUGUGGGCAACGGUGAGCGGGUCUUCCGGUCGUGGAGCACAACAAGCUCGUGGCGGUUAUGGGUCUAGUUACUUUUCAUCAUCCAGAUCCAGUUUUCUUGUCAGAGGACGUGCUCAAGGAGAGUGGUUUCUUCUUGAAAUUUUCAAGAGAACUGAUAUAGACAAUGGAGCAUUCGGUGCCAAAAUCACUCUUCAACAAUCAGGACGAUGAAAAACCAGCGCUUCCUAAUGUAAACAAGACUUCAAUAGAGGCCUAUGUAUAGAAAUUUCGGAGCCUCUGCCGAAAAUUGCUCUAGGAAACACAUUUUCGGUGGACGUAUCGGAACAUACAGGACGCACGAGCGACCGAGUUUGCUUGCGCAAGAUUUAUGACGCCAUAAUGACUUGAAGAAUUCGUUAAUGUGCACCCUGUCAAUUGUUGGCUCCUUUUCUCUUGAUACUGGAAUGUACUAGACUUGUGUCACGUGCUAGGGUGACAUACUAGAUGAUAGUAUCGAAGACGGAUUCCUGCUGUUCCUACGGAUAAAGAUAAUUAUAUAGCAGCGAGCAAGACCUUUGUAGCACCACAACCAUCACCGAGUCUCUGUUUCCACCUCGCUAAAAAAUCGGCGUCAAUGACUUUACUGUCGUCCAUGAUGUUAACGAGAGUGGAACAGGGGAUAGACAAGAAACAUGUUCAGUGGAUGAGCCCUCUCGUGCUUCGAGUGCUUCUUCCGUGGACACAGUCUCAGUCGUGGACACACCCUCAGAUCCAGUUGCAUAUCUGCACCAUCUCACCGCCGCUCCGUCUUCACGCCCAUCACACAGACCCGUAACAGCCGCGACCUUGAAUAAAUCCAGCAAUAGCAGCACAGACGCAGUUUAUGCUGAUUAGAAGUCAAUAUCUACUUCUAGAUGUUCUUGUAGAUCUUCUGAUACGACCUCGAUGUUUAUUCUGUGAGUUCGGGUGACAGUGACGUUCCUUCUUUCGGUUUUUGUUUUUUCUAGUUAGGUCAGCUCCACCAAGAACUUUAUUCUGUGAGUGGCUUCUAAGUACUUCUUACAUCAUAUCCUUAUAUAUCGUAUCCUUCUCGCCCCAAGUCACGACGCCAUCUCCCCAACUCUCGUCAUUCAAGGGUGUGCUUGACACGGAGUAAUUCGCGACUCGUCCCGGAAUCCGUCGACGGAUCUGCGCCAGCCUCAGUCCGAUUCCAAGAUGGCAAGCUAGUGCUUCAGCUGCAAGCGGCAGAGUCCGGAAACGAUGGAGGCUAUGUUCCUCAGAGUUAUGACCGUAACACGAUUCUUCAGACUGAGUACAAGAACAACUACUUGCCGAAGAGACUUCUUUGUAAUCGUGCUCAUCUACGUUAAUAUCCCGAAGAGGAAGAAAGAUGAUGAAAAUGAAUAAAAACAAGAGCUUUCGUCGUUUCUAAGAUUCCUCCGAUGGUUCAUCAAAGAGGAAAAUAGCUAAGAGGGACCCAGCGAACGAGGAGACAGUCGCAAUCGUUGGUGCAGGCGCUGCUGGACUCGCUUGUGCGCAAACCUUGCGGUUGGAAGGAUUCACAGGACGCAUUGCAAUCCUCUCCGCGGAACCACCUGUGGAUCGCACCAACCUGAGCAAGAAGAUGGAAGCUCCAAGGUCUCUCUUUUAUGCUACUUAGUGUAACUCUCCACGUUCUUCGUGUAUAUUCUACAACCCUCAACAGAGUGGAAAACACUCAAACAGAAGCGCUCCCCUUUGUUCAUGCUUUUCGUUCGCUUCCCUCACUUCUCAACAGAAUCAGAACACGCUCAAACAGAUGUCAACAGUUACCCUUUUCUCUUCUAUAUCUUCCUCUGGUCUGUCUUUUUUCUAGAUAGGUCGGCUCCACCACCAAUAUGAAAGAAUUCAAGCCGUGUCGUCAGUAGAGCAACUCAUGGCAAGAAGAAGGGUUAUGAAUUUGCAAUCAUCCUCAGAUAGGCAAUCCAUUAAGCAACUAAAGAUUAAAGGGAAAUCUUAGGCAACCUGCUGAAUAGAUUCAAAUCAUCAACAAACAAAUAGAGACUGAACCCGUAGCCGCAGUUGCUCCUUGUCCUUCAUUCGCAACCAGCACCAAGUGCAGGAGGAGCCGCUUCGGACGCAAAUAGUGAUGUUGCGAGACUGCGACAGGAGUUUGAUCUCGAGCUCGUGACCGACGUAGAAGUGCUCAAAGUAGAUGCAAGUGGCAAGCAGGUGGAGUAUCGCACGGUAAGAGGGGCCUCGGACCGAAAACAUCUGAACCUGCGCUACGACAAGCUCCUCCUCGCGACUGGGUGCACUCCAAAAAGCAUCUAUGUUUAUGAAGAUGAAACAAGAACGAUCAUUUCAUUUUUCAAUUAGAAUUUUUAAUAGACGACGUGUUCAAGAUUUUAUUCAUCUCCGUUGGUUCAAUGUGAAAUAUAUUUUUCGACUAUCUGAGAUCAACAAGCUUAAUAGACGUCUUUCUCUCAUAACCACCCAAAAGACUUCAUCCUCACAACAACAUGCUCCACUUCAUACCAUUCCGGGAGCUCAGAACGUGGGAAAUAUCAUCACAAUGCGAAGUCGGGCAGAUCAUAAGGCAAUACUGUCACAUGCAAAAAGAGGCUCCAAAUGCGUGGUAUACAUAGAACUAAUCUGUAGCUUCGAGUUUCAUCUUUCACAUCUCAAACCGUGCCUUGUUGUGUCUCAAAAUUAGAUCAAGGUCUCGUUCUUUUAAGAUGAAGAUGUCAAAUCAAUCUCAGUUUAUGGAGUCAGCUGCACAGCAUAGCCUGGUCUAAAUCUAAAUCUAUGCACAAUUGGAAUAUGCACUAGUACAAACUCAACACUUCAUCUCUUCUCAGGUCGUUGGCGCGGGUUUACUAGGACUAGAGAUGGCCGAGAUGCUGACGAAGGCUGGCUGCCAAGUCUCACUGCUCGACGCAGAGCCAUUACCUCUAGAACGGCGUUUCGGAAAAAGAGUGGCAGCUGGCAUUGCGAAAUGGCUAGCUCAAAAUGACGUUCGCAUUAGUUAGUUUGUGCAAAAAAGAAUUACAACAAUUAUAUUGAUGAAGUGGAGAAGAACAAGAAUUCCGCAGGGGUCGUGACCAGUGAUUUAGUAGACCACUUUCGUAAAAGAAUCAAACUGUCAACAAGACAUUUUUAGGUAUUUUUACACUUAAGUACUUAGUAUGUUCAAUCCCCAACUGCAUAAGUACCCAGGUGAUAUACUUCGGGAACGCACAGGCAAGACAUUUUCGUGGCACAAAGAAGCGCACCAACGCAGUAGAGCUAGACAAUGGAGACGUCUUGGAUAUGGCGUCUUGGACUUGCUAUAGUUGUAGUGUUUGAUUGAUGCGAAUUUGAAUUAUUCGAAGACUCAAAAUAACCGAGUUACUGACUGAAAUAAGGGAGGUAGCUUAAAAUAAAGGCUACUCUUCCUUCUCAUCAGUAUCUCGCUUAUUCUGAUCAGUUACUUGCUUAUUUCAGUUUUUCGAAUAAGUCUAAAUCCCGUAGAAGUAAGUAGAUCCACUGUAAUAUGAACACCCCUUUCGGAGGUAACACAGGCAGUGGAUAAUUUAUGAAAUAGAAAUACUGAUAUUGGUUUUUCCAUGAUCUUCUUCGACUACUACAACCACUGCUCCGACCUUCUAACUUUGGAUGUGACUUCGUAGUCGUUACCGCUGGCACAGUUCCGAAGGUGCCCAAAGUAGAGCCGAGUAGUGCCGUCGACAAGGCGCGGGAUGGCAGCGUCUUGUGUGAUGCCUUCUUAGGAGCUAGAGGUAGUUGAUGCCUUCUUAGGAGCUAGAGUCUUGUGUGAUGCCUUCUUAGGGAACUGUUCAUCCGCUUCCGAAAUCAGAGCCUGUACAGGUUCUACUAUUUUGACCUCAACUGCAGGUGA
Messenger RNA from Amoebophrya sp. A25, 4560 nucleotides. The record is from the annotation of a GenBank genome assembly. NCBI's taxonomy places the organism in Eukaryota, Dinophyceae, Syndiniales, Amoebophryaceae.